AUGUGCCACCUCAUCACCUGGUCCUAUAGCUUCUGCCUCCAUGCCGACGCAGAUGCCAGUUCCACCAUCCCAUGCCAAAAAGCGCUGAAAGCUGGAUACGAGUGUAUCCAGAGCCGUACAACGGAAUUCAGAUUCCCGGUUCCGGGAAAAUGUCUGGAAUGUAAGCACAAAAGCCAGGAAAGCCGACUGAACCUCUUGCGUACAGUGAGAACCCGGAACCGAAAGGCAGCCGUGGAUGCUGCGUUCGAGUUCGACGAACAUGAAGCCUGGAACUCGGAUAGUGAGGGCAUGUCUGAGAGUGAGAUCGUUCUGGAUAUGCCCCCAUGCCCUCCUCGUGCUCGCUCUGUUCCAGCGGAUUCCACCGAAAAGACGGGAACCUGGAUGAAAUAUCAUGGCGGGCUGGCGAAGAAGCCAGAAGUUGUCCUACCUACUUUGCCCAUUGUUCAUUAUAGUGCAGCCAUUGAAACCGUGGAAGAGGAGGACGACGAUGAGGAUGAGGAUGAAGAGUCGUUGGAUGAGCGUGGUAUACGCUGGCGCUCUUGGAUUCCUCUUCCUACUAGACUUCUUCGGUCACGGUCGUGUCCAAAGCUGCCUUCUCUGAAGGAUGAUGCGGAGAAAGAUGGAGAGAAUGUUAAGAAGCGGUCGACUUGGCAGUCUCUCGGGAGGAGAUUUUCGGUGAAGUGA
Molecule: messenger RNA, 684 nt
Organism: Penicillium brevicompactum
Lineage: Eukaryota; Fungi; Ascomycota; Eurotiomycetes; Eurotiales; Aspergillaceae
Exons: 1
Coding region: 1-684 (227 amino acids)
Source: RefSeq, a predicted model, not a curated record